Molecule: messenger RNA, 723 nt
Organism: Aspergillus pseudotamarii
Lineage: Eukaryota; Fungi; Ascomycota; Eurotiomycetes; Eurotiales; Aspergillaceae
Exons: 2
Coding region: 1-723 (240 amino acids)
Molecular function (GO): acyltransferase activity, transferring groups other than amino-acyl groups
Source: RefSeq, a predicted model, not a curated record
AUGCCAAUACACAUAGAACCCAUCACCCAAGUCGAUAUCCCACGUAUGGUUGACAUCCAACAAAGGGCAAUGGGAGCCAGUGCCUUUUUCCGCAGUACUGGAGACGUACCGAAUAUAGACGGGACCCCGGAAGAGGUGUCGGCAUCACCAUGCAGGACCAACAAAAUAUCCCGAGUCUUGCAUAACUGGGAUAAAGACCCCACCUGCUAUUUUCUGAAAGCCGUUGACGACGACUCCGGUGAGAUGAUUGCGUUCGCCAAGUGGCAUGUUUACCAUGGGGCAGAGGGAUUGAAGGAAUGGCGCGCUUCUGUGAGGACGGAUGAGGGUAUGAAAAUUCCGCUGGGAGCAAACGAGGAUGGCUUUCGGUUUUGUAAGGGCAAAUUAAUGGAGAAACGGAGAGCGUUCUUUGGAGAGGAAGGGAGGGAGCAUUGUUUACUGGCAUUGCUAGCUACGGACUCUCGUUAUGAGCGUCGGGGAGCAGCUUCUCUCUUAACGCAGUGGGGUUGCCAUUUUGCUGAUAGGCUUGGGAUUGAGUGCUAUGUCGAGUCGUCGAAAAAGGGAUACCCAGUAUACAAGAGAAAGGGAUUUGAAGAGAUAUCUUCCCUGGAAGACGAGAGUGUUAUACAUUUCGACGCUGGUAGAUUUACAGGUAGGGGAGGGAACGAUGGUGACUGGGUGAAUUUGGUCUGCAUGAUGCGAAAGCCAGGGAGGAGUGUAUCUUAG